This is a messenger RNA of Heterobasidion irregulare TC 32-1, 549 nucleotides long. RefSeq lists its product as uncharacterized. The transcript is spliced from 4 exons. Lineage: Eukaryota; Fungi; Basidiomycota; Agaricomycetes; Russulales; Bondarzewiaceae. The record is from RefSeq and is a predicted model, not a curated record. Gene Ontology annotation, biological process: regulation of DNA-templated transcription. The annotation marks the transcript as partial. Gene Ontology annotation, molecular function: DNA-binding transcription factor activity; sequence-specific DNA binding.
GUGCCGCAGUUCCUCCAGAAGCUCUACGAGAUCGUGAACGACCCGAGCAACAACGACAUGAUCAGAUGGUCGGACAACGGCGACUCCUUCGUCGUGCUCGACCACGAGCGCCUCUCCCGCGAGGUCCUGGGACGCUGGUUCAAGCACCAAAAGUUCGCCUCCUUCGUCCGCCAGCUCAACAUGUACGGCUUCCACAAGAUCCCCCACCUCCAGCAGGGCGUCCUCAAGAGCGACUCCGACACCGAGAUAUGGAACUUCGAGCACCCCCACUUCCAUCGCGGACAGCCCGACCUCCUGUGCUUCAUCCAGCGCAAGAAGCAGGCCGCACAGGGUGGCGCCCCCGAAGAUGCGAUCCUCCUCGACAUGAACUCCAUCGUCAGUGGCAUCGCCGCCGUCAAGCGCCACCAGCAGGCGAUCUCCGCCGAGCUGAACGAGCUCAAAACCUCCAACCAGCACCUAUGGCAGGAGGCCCUCGCCGCGCGCGAGCGCCACAAGGCGCAUCAGGACACCAUCAACCGCAUCCUCAAAUUCUUGGCCAGCGUCUUUGGC